CAGUAAUUGAAAAUAUUCGUACUCGUAGUAAAAAGCUGAAGAAGAAAGCUCUGGUGCCUGCUACUAAAAAAGUCAGUGAGCCAAAAGAAAAGGAAAAAAAUGGAUGCUGCAGGACAGGAAAAGAGAAAACAGAAACCUAGCGGCCGUCAUACUAUGUACAAGCUACAUAUCGGAUGGCGCCAUUACUGUCAAGGUGACUUUAGACAAAUUACAUCAAGACGAGGUGGGGGCAUUCGGAAGAUGGAAUAUAAUAUAACGGAGCCUCAGUCAGUGGAAUCAAUAAUUGAAGUCGGCAAACGUUUAUUUUUUCCGAAUGGAAGAAAUUCUUUUGGAAAUUUAAAUGAUAUGGAAGUGAAUUUAACUAAUUACAGCGGUGAGAAAAUUGAACGCUUCUGCAAUAUAGAUGAACAACCGUGUACAUUUCAAGAAUUUUUGAAGUCAACAGGAAGGUACUCGUCUCAAUUCCAUGUUUAUCUUUCGACGAAAAGCAUUACCUAUGAUAAAAUAAAGCCACUGGAAGAAACAAGUGAAACGAGUUAUCUUGCCAACAGGAAGACAAUACAAGGACUGCAUGUACAGUAUACUAAGAAUGAAACAUCAGAAUAUUCAGGAGACACCUCAAUUAUCACAUGUCAUAGCACAAAACAAUGCAGGGAAUUAUCAGGUAUUCCUGAUGACAUAGACGAUUACGACCCUCUUGAAGAUGGUUAUAAUGUAACGUAUCUGGCUGUAAAUGAUAAGGUUUACAUGGAGCGAACUUCGUCUGGCCUCAGUUUUCCACAAGACGUCGCUGGACAAGACAGUGCAUAUAUAUUUCAUGGACCUAAUGAGAUAUGUGGAAUGAAUGAAGGCAAAGUUGUUUUAGGCGUAGUAACAAACUGUUCUGAAAACGUUAAUUACACAUGGUAUAAGGAUCAAAGCAUAUAUGCAGCAGGGAUUAAUCUCAUGUUGAUACAUACAAAUGACACUGGUGUCUAUAAUGUAAAAUGCCAAGUAGGCGAAACGUUGUACACCUUUGAAGAGAGUGUUGAAAUAGCUUUGCCCGCAACUACAGAUAGAUAUGACAUGGAUAUGCGAAUCGACAGCGAGGUUACUGAAAAUCUGAACACCACACACUUUGGCAUAACUGCUGAUUUGAAAGAUUGCGUUUCUAAUACAGCAGCUACAGAUUCUAGCCUAGACAUGGUUACACAAACGUUUAUUGAAACAAGUGAUUUGGGUGAAAAUGAUGGUAAAGGUACACACAGUUUAACAACAACAACUUUUAUCUGUGACAAAGAUGGCACAUGUGCAAAUGCUGUAUCAGCAGCUUGUGAAACAAGUGUAUUCUGUGAAAAAGACGGCAUAGGUGCAAACGCUGUUUCAACAUUUCUUGAAACAAGUGUAAUCCAUGAAAGAGAUGCCACAGGUGCAAACGCUGUUCUUACAUUUCCUGAAACAAGUGUAAUCCAUGAAAAAGAUGGCACAGGGGCAACUGCUAUUCCAACAAUUCCUGAAACAAUUCCUGAAACAAGUGCAAUGUGUGUAAACAAUGGUACAGGAACAAAUACUAUUUCGACAAUUCCUAAAGUAGAUGUAAUCUGUGAAAAAGAUGGCAAAUGUUCAAAGACUGUUCAGACAAUUCCUGCAACAAGUGUAAUCUUUGAAAAAGAUGGUUCAGAUGCAAACACCGUUUCAACAGGUUAUUUCUGUGAAAAAUAUGGUGCAGCAGUAAACAAAGCACCAACAGUUACCGAAACAAGUAUUUUGAUCGAAAAUGAGUGUACAUGUUCAAAUGCUAUUUCAACAGUUACAGAAACAAGUUUUUUGGGUGAUGUUACAACUGAAUUCUUAGAUAUUUCAACAGGAUUUGUGGAUUCUGUGGAAACCAGACUGGACAAGGAUGAAAAUGAAAAUGAUAUUAAAGCUAAGCUUACUGGAAAAAACUCAAGAAAGAGUAUGGGUUCUUCUGAUAAUUUAGUUGCAGAGCAACCACCAGUUAAAAAAGGGUUUACACAGUUGGAUGCUAAUACUGACAACUUAAAUGUAAGGUUUGGAGACUUCAAAUUAUUGGAAAAAAUAGGGGAGGGUGGUUUUGGUGAGGUUUACAAAGGUGAAUAUUUGGGAACAGAUAUUGCAGUGAAGAAAGUUAAGAUAAAACGCAUGAAAGUUGUGAAACAGUCAGUGUUGCAAGAAGUUGUCACAAACAGUCAUCUUAGGCAUCCAAACAUUGUUCUACUGAUGGGUUACUCAAUCAAUACUGACUGUCUCUAUCUUCUCACAGAGUUCAUUGCAGGUCCAAAUUUGGAUGAUGUGCUUUUUGCUGACAAUGAGUACGAAUUUACUGUGCCUCAAAAACAUGCAGUGGCAUUGCAAUUGCAGAUCGCAGAGAGACACAGCCAGGAACUCCAGCUUAUCAAGCUCCAGAGAUUCUUCUGCAAGCUAGGAGAGGCAGAACACAAGCAGAUGUUUGGAGCCUCUGUUGUUCAUUAG
This is a messenger RNA of Mya arenaria, 2472 nucleotides long. RefSeq lists its product as uncharacterized. Lineage: Eukaryota; Metazoa; Mollusca; Bivalvia; Myida; Myidae. Bases 100 to 2472 code for a protein of 790 amino acids. The transcript has 3 exons. Gene Ontology annotation, molecular function: ATP binding; protein kinase activity. Gene Ontology annotation, biological process: protein phosphorylation. The record is from RefSeq and is a predicted model, not a curated record.